GCGCAUCUGGCUUCCCCAUUACUUGUGCAGCCGGCAUCACGUCAGACUUUGUUCGCUUUUUUUUGAUACAAUUUUACGAGCGCUCCACUAGAAAUCAGCUAUGGCAUUAAACAAACUUGGCAUUGACAAGGUGGACGUCAAAGAUAAACGUGUUAUUAUGAGGGUUGACUUUAAUGUGCCCCUGAAAGAUGGUAAAAUUUCUAAUAACCAAAGAAUUGUUGCUGCAUUACCGAGCAUAAAAUAUUGUCUAGACAACGGUGCCAAGUCUGUUGUGUUGAUGAGUCAUCUUGGUAGACCUGACGGCAGAAAGCAGGACAAAUUCUCUCUUGCUCCAGUUGCAGAAGAACUGAAGAAGCUACUGAACAGAGACGUUACUUUCCUCACAGACUGUGUUGGUGCCGAGGUUGAGACAGCAUGCGCCAAUCCAGCGGCAGGAUCAGUAAUCCUGCUGGAGAAUCUACGUUUCCAUGUAGAAGAGGAAGGAAAAGGGAAGGAUGAAGCGGGACAGAAGGUAACUGCAAGUGAAGAAAAAGUUAAAGCUUUUCGAGAGUCAUUGUCUAAGUUAGGUGAUGUGUAUGCAAAUGACGCCUUUGGUACAGCACACAGAGCUCACAGUUCAAUGGUGGGAGUACAGUUGCCUCAGAAAGCAGCUGGAUUUCUGUUGAAGAAAGAGCUAACUUACUUUGCUAAGGCACUGGAGAGUCCCGAAAGACCAUUCCUGGCAAUCCUUGGAGGAGCCAAGGUGAAAGACAAGAUUCAAUUGAUUGAAAACAUGUUAGAUAAGGUGAAUGAGAUGAUAAUUGGUGGUGGAAUGGCAUUCACUUUCCUCAAAGUACUCAAUGGAAUGGAAAUUGGAAACUCGCUCUAUGAUGAGGAUGGAGCCAAGAUUAUAAAAAACCUAAUGGAGAAAGCUGAAAAAAAUGGGGUCAAAGUUCAUUUACCUGUUGAUUUUGUUAACGGUGACAAAUUUGAUGAGAAUGCCAAAACCAGUGUGACUGCAGUAGACAGUGGUGUACCAGCAGGAUGGCUUGGCUUGGAUGUUGGUCCAAAGAGUAAUGAGGUGUUUAAGGAAGUCAUUUUAAGAGCAAAAACAGUUGUCUGGAAUGGUCCACCGGGUGUGUUUGAAUUUGCCAGCUUUGCAAAUGGAAGCAAGUCUAUGAUGGAUGCUGUAGUGGCUGCCACAGAGGCUGGAGCUACCACAAUUAUUGGUGGUGGGGACACUGCCACUUGUUGUGCAAAAUGGAACACAGAAAACAAAGUCAGUCAUGUCAGUACUGGUGGUGGUGCUAGUUUGGAACUGUUGGAAGGUAAAAAUUUGCCAGGAGUUGCAGCGUUGAGCGAUGCAUGACUUGUAGACUACGAUGUGAGCAGACUGUAACAAAGCCAAGCAAUCCGCAUUGUAAUAUAGAAUAUCACUUGCCAGUAUGUCAUACAGUAGAGAUAAAUCUCCACUACAAUCUGUCUUUUUUUAGUGGCUUGCUCUAGAUAAUGGAUUGAUGACAAUAUUUGUUGUAUAUUUGAGCAAUGUUUUAUGCAUGAUGAUUUUUUAUCUAAUAUAAAUACAAUGAUCUGAUCAAAAUGAGACUGUCAUCAGAAUUGUACACGUGUGCGUUGUAUUCUAGUGUUAUCAUUUGUUGGACUCUACCAACAUUGAUUGUACAACUAUUGCUGUACACAAUCAUACCAGAGAUUGUACCUACCAUCUAAAAAGCCCUGAAAUCACAUCCUCUUUUGGAAUCUAGAUAAAAUACCAUAAAGUUUGGGGAGCAGUCAAUCAAAUUGAUAAAAAGAAAUGGUCAAUCCUCAAACAUAAAUUUGUUUGGUCAACUUGUUUCUAAAAGUUCACCAUAUAAAAUAGGUUCUUAUAAAUUGGUUGCUAUGUAACCAUGUUUAGGUGAGCCCAACCCCAUUUACACUUGUGCAGUGAUGGUAACAGUGUCAUUUAAAUCGUUUGAGUGCUAAUGUCAGCUUUAGCCAUGUUUCACAAAAUAAUACACAUUGAAUUAAAAAAAAUCCCCUAAAAUCAUGCCACUUUAAUACAAACUGAAAUAAUACUGAGGUAUGUAAAACUUUUAAGUUUCACUGCUUGUAACAUUGUACUUUAUAAUGUGGACUGUUUUCUUUUUUUAUUUGUUACACCGCAAUUACAAUCAUGUACAUAGAAAUAAACUGUAUUCUAACCCCUUACA
Messenger RNA from Saccoglossus kowalevskii, 2189 nucleotides. Its product is annotated as phosphoglycerate kinase 1-like. Gene Ontology annotation, cellular component: cytosol. Gene Ontology annotation, biological process: glycolytic process; gluconeogenesis. Lineage: Eukaryota; Metazoa; Hemichordata; Enteropneusta; Harrimaniidae. Gene Ontology annotation, molecular function: ADP binding; phosphoglycerate kinase activity; ATP binding. The record is from RefSeq and is a predicted model, not a curated record.